CUCACUAGUUUCCUGGCGGUUAUGAUUGUCAAAUCGUACAUCAAAUUUUCCGCUUAUUUUACCUUUUUGUCAUAUAUUUACAUGUCAAUAUAAUUUUUUAUCAUCGUGAAGAGUAUUGACAAAUUUGGAUAUUAUACCAUAAUUUUCAUUCAAUAGAAAAGAUCCAAAAUCGUUUCACAACUUUAUUAUGCUAGUAGAUUAAUAAUCAUUAUUACCUGUUAGUCCUAUUUUCAUCCAUAAAUAUUUCAUUGGUGAACCAAUCAUCAAAACUAAUUGCCUGUUUGGAUAAUUUCAUUCUGUUGCAUGGACAAAUCCAUGGGCAUAUUGCAUUUAUUUACUCUUCUAUAACUUGGCAACUUUUAUAUUUUUAUUAUAACAUAUAGCAAGUUUUUCUAUAGAAUUGCUAUAUGUAUAACUCCUAUGCAGUUUGGUGAAUUAUUCUAGUCAAAUACAAAAAUCAAGGAUUAUAUAGAAUUCUAAAAAAAUAUAUAAGUAUGGAGUGGUUGUUUGGAAAACGUAUAACUCCUGAAGAAAUGCUCAGGAAAAAUCAACGAGCAUUAAAUAAAGCAAUGCGUGAUCUUGACAGAGAAAGAAUGAGAAUGGAACAGCAAGAAAAGAAAAUUAUAGUAGAUAUAAAAAAACUUGCAAAAGAUGGACAGAUGGAUGCUGUCAAAAUCAUGGCCAAGGAUCUUGUUAGGACUAGACGAUAUGUAAAGAAGUUUAUGUUAAUGAAAGCAAAUAUACAGGCAGUUUCUUUAAAAAUUCAGACAUUACGUUCUCAAAACACUAUGGCUCAAGCAAUGAAAGGUGUUACGAAAGCAAUGCAGAAUAUGAAUAAACAAUUAAAUUUACCUCAAAUACAAAAAAUUUUACAAGAAUUUGAAAAGCAAUCUGAAAUAAUGGACAUGAAGGAAGAAAUAAUGAAUGAUGCUAUAGACGAUGCAAUGGAAGAUGAAGGAGAUGAGGAAGAAAGCGAUGCUGUUGUAUCCCAAGUGCUAGAUGAAUUGGGUUUACAAUUAACAGAUCAAUUGUCUGGCCUUCCUCAAGCUUCUGGUUCUUUAAGUAUAGCAGGAUCAAAAAAACCAGUUGCAGCUACUGCAGGAAAUGACGACGGAGGAAAUCUUGCAGAUGCUGAUGCUGAUCUACAAGCAAGACUUGAAAAUCUUCGUCGUGAAUAAAAAGGGAAAGAUAAUUAAUAUUUAUAUAUAAAAUUAUUUUAAGAUUCACAAAAUUAUUUUUAAAUAUUACAAUAGAAUAUAUUUGAUGCUUGUUCAAGUUAUGCUUAUGUAUAUUUCAAGUUUAUAUUUGUUUAGAAAGAUUACACUUUUUCAAAAGCUCUUUAGUAAUUUGAUAUAUUUUACAUAAAAACAAUGUUAUUUCUAUAUGAUUAUCUGUAGAAACACUGUGGCCUCAAGACCAAAAAGUAAUGUUUAAUAUAUAAUAAAAGAUACACUAUCUUAAAUGAUUCUAAUAAAAUUAAUAAAAUUGCUUGGGAGGGGGAGGAGUUAAAAAUAGAAAAUUUCUUUUAUAAUAAUAAGAUUUAUUUCUUUAUAAUAAGAGAUAUAAUAAUAUCUAUUAAAUGAGAAAAAUGAAUCUUCUAAAUAAAUAUUAUUAUUCGUGCAAAUGAAACUUAAUGAUAGAAAUUAUGAUAAAAUUCAAAAUGUGUUAUAUAUGGAACAAAUACUUUUUUGUAUUUCAUAUUCUUGCACAAACUAUUAUUUUUAGUAAUAAGAAUUAAGAAAGUAUUUUUUGAGAAACUUUUGAGAAAAAUGUUUAUUAAUUAUUUUUUACUUACCAUUCUAAAUCAAAUACCUUUUGUAAGAAACAUUUUUAUUUAUUAUUCAUUCAUUAAUUUAAGACCCAUAUUAACACAAAUAUUGGGAACUUCUAUAAAUAUGUAAUAUCCAAUGAAAAAUAUUUUCUAAUAACCGUUCAUAUCUUUUACAAUUGUUCUUAAAUAUAUUGUGCAAUAAAUCUAAAAGAUUUAAUUCAAAAACGUUAAAUAAAUUGACUAAAAUAUUAUCGACGUCAUAACGUUUAUUAUAGAGAAAAUGCUACACUGCGUUUCUUUGGAAUAAUGUAAGAAAGUGCAUAAUAUUGAACAGCAUAAAAGUGAUGAUCCGUUACUAGAUUACAAUUGUACAGUUCGUGUGUAAAAAAAAUUAUACAUACUUUUUACAUUUUUCGUAUAUCUUACCUCGGAGGUACGAAUAAAGCAAGUUAUGGGCAACAAUAUACGUACAACGAACUACAAUAUCGUAUUUUUUAAACGAGUAAAGAUUCGCACUUUAUCCAAUUACUUUCAUAAGACAAAAUUUGUUUACAUCAAAAUAAUAUAGUAGUAAUCGAUGCAUAAUCAUAAACAUAAAUUAUAUGAAAGAAAUAUUGAUGACAAAUCUAAAACACGAUGAACAGCAUUAUAAAUAUCAAAUGGUAGGGCUUAUGUCGUCCAAACAUAAAUAUAUGUUAAGAUAAUUCUUAGAAUAAAAAAAAAAAAAACAUGUACGGUGUAUUUUAUAAACCUACUCUGCCAAGUUAACCUGGAAGUAAUACCUAUAUAUAAUUUUUCCUACUUAAUGUAAUAUAAUAUAAGGUGAGAUAGAAGCAAAACAAACAGUUAAUUGAGAAUAUACAAAUAACGUAAUUGUUAAAACUGACAUGAAAAAAAUACCAUUAUUUAUUGCUAAUAUAAUUUAAUCCUCAGAUGGUAUUGUGUUUCUAUUUGUUAUAGAUACUGUAUUGUCUAAGUGUAGUAAUAUAGAACAACAAAAUUAAAUGAUACACCACAGAUAUCUCAUAUUUGCUAAGAAUCCUUACUGCAUUAUGAAUUAAUAAGAUAUAGUAAAUUCAUUUGUUUCAUUACUAUAUUUUCUAUACAUUUGAAGUUACUAUCAUUCAUCAGACCUUAUAUCAAUUAUAAACAGAGAUUACACAAUAUCAACUAAGGAUUAUUAUUUUAUCAUUAGGAAAAUAUUGUGUUUAUAAGAAAGAAAUUGUUUUUUAUAUAUUUGCAAUAAAAGUGAUGGUUCACCUAUGCCCUAUUAUAAUCAUCAUUAAUACAGAUACUCAACUCAUUAGACAGUACUGAUUUUACGAUAUUACCAAACAGGAUACAUCCAAUAUAUUAACUCAAUAUCUUCCAGGUUAACCAAGGAAUAUCAACUACUAUUUAUACUUCCAAAAUGUUAUAAUUCUUCACUACAUCUCUCAUACUUCAAGAACAUGCUCACAUUAAUCAUUCAGCCUGCCUAUAUAGACAAAGCUCAAGCACUUCAUUCAUAUUUUAUACUACUUAUUCUAAUACUUAUAUUUGUUUGUGAAACAAUGUGACAAUAAGCAUUAUUUACAAAAUAACAUCACACGACUCUUCUUGAUAUAAGCUAUUUGAUGACAGUUGACAAUAAUCAAUUCUGCCUUCCUAUUGAGAGUAUGGUGAUAUUGU
Messenger RNA from Vespula vulgaris, 3442 nucleotides. RefSeq names its product charged multivesicular body protein 2a (gene Vps2). The record is from RefSeq and is a predicted model, not a curated record. The transcript is spliced from 6 exons. Gene Ontology annotation, cellular component: ESCRT III complex; multivesicular body. Gene Ontology annotation, biological process: endosome transport via multivesicular body sorting pathway; late endosome to vacuole transport; protein transport. NCBI's taxonomy places the organism in Eukaryota, Metazoa, Arthropoda, Insecta, Hymenoptera, Vespidae. The coding region runs from base 495 to 1178 and encodes 227 amino acids.